Molecule: messenger RNA, 1353 nt
Organism: Debaryomyces hansenii CBS767
Lineage: Eukaryota; Fungi; Ascomycota; Pichiomycetes; Serinales; Debaryomycetaceae
Exons: 1
Coding region: 1-1353 (450 amino acids)
Biological process (GO): GPI anchor biosynthetic process; protein processing
Cellular component (GO): endoplasmic reticulum membrane; glycosylphosphatidylinositol-mannosyltransferase I complex
Molecular function (GO): mannosyltransferase activity
Source: RefSeq, a predicted model, not a curated record
AUGAUUAGACAAAGAACCACUAUAUUUAACCCAACUAAAUCCAAUGAUGGGAUCAUUGAAGCCGUCGAUUCGUCGCAUUUACAAUUAUCUUCAAUUGACUAUCAAUGCGAGGACAAGUUUAUCCUACAAACACCAAAAUUCAAAUAUAUUGAUAAGCUAAGAAUACAGCUAAAUCAAUUCCAUAGUGAACUGAUUCUUUUCAGCAAAUACCAAGCUGGGCUAAAUAUCUACUGUAAACCUAAGAUUGGAGAUGAAGGUUUUAAUCAAGAGGAAUUUUUUAAUGAAUUGAAUCAAAUGAUGACCAAUUUGUUUGAUAUUCCAAGAGAUGGGUGGAUUAAUUCAUUAGACACCUUAUUUUAUCAUGAGCCUAGCACAGGUUCUGAAAGCUUUAUUGAAUAUGUUAGGAAAUUGACUGGCAAUGAGCUGAACGUGAAUUUGGAAGUUCUGCCGAAUAUCGAAUAUGUUUAUGACGGAGAAAAGGUUGUUCUUAAACUAAAUGGUAAAAGUCUCGCUAAUACCACGAUUACUAAAAAUUCAAAGUUCAAUAAAGAAAUAGGAUUAUUCCUCAUAGAAAAAGGCAUCAGUUCCGAAGAUGAUAUCGUGUUAUCGGGAUUACGAGUUAUUUUGAAUGGUGACGAUGACAAGAAUGAAGAAUAUUUACAGAAAACUCUUUUCCAUGUUAAAAGGAGGCAAAGACAAUCAAGGGGAACAUAUUCGUCACAAGUUAAAGAGAAUGGAAUGCACCCAUUCUUAAAGACCGAUAUUCAUUCUGAUAUACCAAAUGACGAAGAUUUGAUUCAAUGUAAAUUAUACUACUACCUUGAUUUAAACAAGUCAUUUUUUGUUGAUAAAUAUCAAUUGCCCAAAGAAUUCACAUCAUAUGUUAAUUUUGGAAAUACGGAUUUAGAAUUGCCCGAGUAUAAAAUUAACGAAUGGGGUUCAGAGAUAUUAAUGGAAAUUGAAAAUAAUCAACAAAUAAGCUUACCGUUACACUCAAGAUAUCAAUUACCGAACAACGAAAGUAGCAUAAGAGUAACUGGUAUCAAUGAUCCAUUGAUAUUUUAUGGGUGUGAUGUCAAAGAUUCAUAUUUGUUAGAGAGUAGUCCUUUUGAUAAUAGAUUAGACAUCGGAGGAAAUUAUGAGAGAUUCUUUACGGACAAUACUGUUUUCUAUCAUCUUCUGUCUCAUGAGAAUCAGUUACAGAUUAAUAUACCUCGUGGGAAUGAACUGAUCAAGAAAAUUAAUUUCGUUACGAAUUUAAUAUUCAUUGCGGGUGUGGUGUUGAUUUUUUAUAAAAUAGUACAAGGUAUUUUCAAGAGAAACCCAUCAGCUGGAACCAGAAAGAACGAAUAA